AUGUUAUUUCAAACAGUCUCCUCCAUCGCCAUUUUGGCCCUUGCCGGCCAGGCUAUUGCCGAACCCGUGCGCCAACCGUAUAAGUUAAAGCUCGCCCGCAUGUCAGCAAGAAGUAUCUUCGGUCUCGACCGCCGCGGCGACGAUGGAUAUUCUCCCGAGCAGCAAUUCUGUAGCUCUGGAGAUACUUGCGCCGAGGCCUGUGGUAAAGGCUUUGAUCAAUGUCCUUCGAAGGACGGUGUCGUACAUUGCUUCAACAAAGCCGGCAAUCAGACUUGUUGUCCCGGUCAAACCGGAGAUUCUUGUGAUCAGGGCUACUUUUGCAGUGCCGAUGAUAAAGGCAAUACUUGGUGUUGUCCCGACAGCAUGACUCUUAAGCAGUGCGCUGCGGCUUACAGCCUUCCCGGGUCCCUUAUAGUGCCUACCCCUACUCCUACUCCUACACCCAAGCCAACAUCCUCGACAAAUGCAUCCGCGACUAAGAGCGCUACUUCACUUAAGAUUGUUGAAAGCGCUCCCUCCAGUGGGGAUUAUGGGUCCACGGCUACUGAGCCACCGAGCAGCUCUGCGACCAGCACUGCUGUUCCCAAAGCUACGUCCUCAUCAUCAUCGCCUUCGCCAACGCCCCCUGAUAAUGGUAUCGUCGCCGCGAGUAGCAACGACAUUCACGUUCCUGUGAGUGGCGCGAUGCUCCUUGCCGUGGCCGCCUUCGCCGCUCUUUUGUAA
Molecule: messenger RNA, 723 nt
Organism: Annulohypoxylon truncatum
Lineage: Eukaryota; Fungi; Ascomycota; Sordariomycetes; Xylariales; Hypoxylaceae
Exons: 2
Coding region: 1-723 (240 amino acids)
Source: RefSeq, a predicted model, not a curated record